This is a messenger RNA of Malurus melanocephalus (red-backed fairy wren), 686 nucleotides long. RefSeq names its product coenzyme Q7, hydroxylase (gene COQ7). Gene Ontology annotation, molecular function: 3-demethoxyubiquinol 3-hydroxylase activity. The record is from RefSeq and is a predicted model, not a curated record. The transcript is spliced from 6 exons. Bases 226 to 669 code for a protein of 147 amino acids. Gene Ontology annotation, cellular component: nucleus; mitochondrial inner membrane. NCBI's taxonomy places the organism in Eukaryota, Metazoa, Chordata, Aves, Passeriformes, Maluridae. Gene Ontology annotation, biological process: regulation of reactive oxygen species metabolic process; determination of adult lifespan; ubiquinone biosynthetic process.
CGGGCUGGGCCGUGCUCGGUGUUGCAGCGGCGGCCCCUCCGCUGCGGGCCGGGUACGGGUACGGGUACGGGUACGGGUGCGCGGCCUCYGCCCGCCCGAGGGGCCGCCCUCAGGUUGUGCGGGACGCGGGUGCCUCAGGAGGGCAUCAACAAGCCCGUCCUAGAGCGCAUCAUCCGCGUGGACCAUGCCGGCGAGUUCGGGGCCAACCGCAUCUACGCGGGGCAGAUGGCCGUGCUGGGCAGAUCGAGUGUGGGACCCGUCAUCCAGCAAAUGUGGAAUCAAGAAAAAGACCACCUGAAGAAGUUCAGUGAACUUAUGGUUGCAUAUAGAGUUCGACCAACUGUUUUAUUGCCUUUCUGGAAUGUAGCUGGYUUUGUUUUAGGGGCUGGAAGUGCUUUACUKGGAAAGAAGGGUGCAAUGGCUUGCACAGUGGCUGUGGAAGAGAGUAUAUCGGAGCACUACAACAACCAGAUCCGAACUCUAGUGGAAGAAGAUCCAGAAAUUUACAAAGAGCUAUUGCAGGUAAUAAAGCAAUUCCGGGAUGAUGAGCGGGAGCACCACGACAUUGGGAUUGAGCACGAUGCAGAAGCUACACCAGCUUAUUCUGUUUUGAAGACAGCCAUACAACUUGGAUGCAAAGCUGCAAUAUUUUUAUCAGAACGAAUUUAGUUGUAUUUUCCAUAAUA